AUUGCUAUGUCCGAACCUGUCUCCAAAAAGCUCAAGUUAGACUCCGAAAUGCUCAGAAUCUGCACCCACUCCGGCUCCUUUCAUGCCGACGAAUCCUUGGCGGUAUACCUCUUGAAGUCCUUGAAGAAGUAUGCCGACGCCGAGGUUGUCAGAUCCAGAGACCCGGCCCAAUGGGAGGAGGCCGACAUCGUGGUCGAUGUUAGCGGUAAGUACGAUGGCGAAAAGUUCUUCGACCACCACCAGAGAGAGUUUGACGAGGUUUUCUCCGCUGACUACAAGACUAAAUUGUCCUCUGCUGGCUUGGUGUACAAGCACUUCGGGAAGGAAAUCAUCAGCGAAAAAUUAAACUUGUCACUCUCCGACGCCAAACAGGCCCUGCAAAUCGACUUGUUGUAUUUGAAGAUCUACAAAGACUUUGUCGAGGCUUUGGAUGCCAACGACAAUGGGAUCAACAACUAUGCUGCGGACAUCAAGCCAAAUUUCCACGACAAGAACAUCACCUUGCCUUCCAUCGUGUCUCACUUGAACCCAUCUUGGAAUACCAACCCAACUGACGCUGACUAUGACAGACAGUUCCACAAGGCCUCUGCCUUGAUGGGUGAGGUCUUUAUGAACUUGUUGGACGGGUACGGCAACGGCUGGUUACCAGCCAGAACCAUCGUUGAGGAUGCCUUCAACGCCAGAUUUGACGUCGAUCCAUCGGGAAAGAUCAUGGUUUUGGACCAGUUCUGCCCUUGGAAGGAACACUUGUACUGCAUCGAGAAAGAGGCUGACAAGGAAAACGAAAUCUUGUACGUCUUGUUCGGUGACUCCUCCGGUGCGUGGAGAAUUUCCACCGUCUCCUUGACCUCCACCUCCUUCCAGAACAGAAAGGCCUUGCCGGAGCCAUGGAGGGGUAUCAGAGAUGACGCCUUGUCCCAGUUGACUGGUGUCCCAGGCUGCAUCUUCGUCCAUGCCGCCGGUUUCAUUGGCGGUGCCAAGACCAGGGAGGCCGUCAUCCAGUUGGCCAAGAUGAGCAUCUAACCUAUUAUUUAUUUCUGUAUUAAGCUUUGCUUUAUGUUAAUUCCGCUGUAUUAUUCUAUCUGUAUAUUAUUCUUUACCAUAGUUAUCCG
Molecule: messenger RNA, 1112 nt
Organism: Babjeviella inositovora NRRL Y-12698
Lineage: Eukaryota; Fungi; Ascomycota; Pichiomycetes; Serinales
Exons: 1
Coding region: 7-1023 (338 amino acids)
Cellular component (GO): cytoplasm; nucleus
Source: RefSeq, a predicted model, not a curated record